GUUGAAAUUCCCCAGAAGGUUGUAGGGAGUUGGGAAAUAUUGGUUAAUUAAUAUUUUGUUACCGUGUUAAAGAGAAACAUGGAGGAGGAAUUACCUAUGGACAGUGAUUCCAGUGAUGAAGAUUACGUACCAGCAGGUCAUGGUAAUGAAGUGUCCGAAGAGGAAUCUGGCAAUGAAAGUGUUGAUGAACCUGGUAGUGAUACAGAAAAAACCAGUGAAAAUAGCCGAAAAAGAAAAAAACUUACCAAGACCAAGAAAAGGAAAAAAGUAAAAAUUGGUAAAACCCAAGAAGAAGAAAAAGAAGAGGAGAAAGAAAAUUCAGAAGUAUUAACAGAAGAAGAAAAAAAGAAAAAAUCUGACUCGCUCUGGGCAGAUUUUAUGAAAGACUGUGGUCCUCCAGCUAAGACCCAAUCAACAAAAACUGAAACUGAGCCCGAAAGUCAGCCUCGACCCAAAUCUCAGCCCAUACCCAAACCUGAACCCGCUAAAGUAACUCAGGUCCUUACAUUUGCUGGAGAGGAAGUACGAAUCGAGAAGCCUGCUCCAGUUGGAGAAUCAAGCAAGCGUGGCGGUCGAGCAAGCACCGGUGGCCUUAGCUCUGUGCUGAGCAUGAUCGGCAAGAAGGGUAAGCUGAGCACUCUGGAGAAGAGCAAGCUGGACUGGGACAGCUUCAAGGCCAAAGAAGGAAUAGUUGAAGAUCUUGAGAGGCACAACAAAGGCAGAAAUGGGUAUUUAGAAAAACAAGACUUCCUUCAGAGGGCAGAUCUGCGACAGUUUGAGAUAGAGAAAAACAUGAGGUCUGUGACUAGAAGGUCACUGAAUCGAUGAGCACUUAAAAUGAAACGCUAAGUGCUGCGUAUGUGCGAGAAGACAAAAAAAAAGUUUAAUGAGGGUGAAGUGGUGGUCGUUAGCGCCAAAGGGGCUCCUGCAAUAGGAACAUUCCUUAAUGUUCUAUUCCUGUCCUCUUCAGUUUAUUAAAUGAGACCGUUCUAAACUGGUCCCUGUGUCCUUUUAUUGCAUUUAAUUAUUUUUAUUGUCUUAAAAUGGUCUUCAAUAUCAUUUAUUUUGUACAGCUUAUAUUUAGAUUGUACGUACUUUUAUCUUUAUGAAUUUGAAUAAAAAUUUUUUAAUGUG
Molecule: messenger RNA, 1134 nt
Organism: Nezara viridula (southern green stink bug)
Lineage: Eukaryota; Metazoa; Arthropoda; Insecta; Hemiptera; Pentatomidae
Source: the annotation of a GenBank genome assembly